UGUCUAUCAUACCCCUUUCGGUUUUAAUCAUACCAGUGGCAAUGAGGCUUACUGUUGUUGUUUUACUGUUGGUGUUUGUGCACCACAGCAGAGCUGAUGAUGAUAAGAUCAUCGGGGGUUAUGAGUGUGCUCCUCACUCGCAGCCCUGGCAGAUUUAUCUAACCUAUGAUGACGGAGAACGGUGGUGUGGAGCGUCCUUAAUUAACAGCCGAUGGGCCGUGUCUGCUGCACACUGUUAUGUUGAGCCUCGUCGUCUUGCUCUUCACCUGGGAGAACACCAUUUGUUCAGUGAUGAGGGCACAGAGCAGAGGAUUUGGGCUGAGAAGGUCAUACCACAUCCAGGCUAUAAUGAGAUAACAUAUGACAAUGACUUCAUGCUGAUUAAACUGAGCCAGCCUGCAGUUUUUAACCAGUAUGUGCAGCCUAUACCUCUGGCAUCCUCUUGUACAGUGGCAGGGGAGAAUUGUUUGGUGUCUGGAUGGGGAAAUCAGAUCAACACUGGAGUGAAUUAUGCAGAACUACUGCAGUGCUUGAAUUUGCCUGUACUUUCACGCUCACAAUGCAACUCAGCCUACGUUUCCAAAAUCACUGAUAACAUGUUCUGUGCUGGAUACUUGGAGGGCGGCAAAGAUUCAUGCCAGGGUGACUCUGGUGGUCCUCUUGUAUGUAAUGGAGAGCUGAAGGGUGUCGUGUCCUGGGGCUAUGGAUGUGCUCUCGCUGGUUUACCAGGCGUCUAUGCUGAAGUCUGUCGCUACAUUGACUGGAUCAAUAACAUCAUGGCUACCAACUAAGAAAUAAAUUAUUAUUUAAGAAUGGUCA
Messenger RNA from Clarias gariepinus (North African catfish), 819 nucleotides. RefSeq names its product trypsin-like. The coding region runs from base 42 to 791 and encodes 249 amino acids. NCBI's taxonomy places the organism in Eukaryota, Metazoa, Chordata, Actinopteri, Siluriformes, Clariidae. The record is from RefSeq and is a predicted model, not a curated record. The transcript has 5 exons. Gene Ontology annotation, molecular function: serine-type endopeptidase activity. Gene Ontology annotation, biological process: proteolysis.